AUGGCCCUGCUGCGGGACAGGAACUCCUGCACCACACCAUCCAACAAAGUUCCCGUCGUGCAGCCGUCCCACGGAGUCCACCCGCUCACCCCGCUCAUCCCGUACAGCAACGACCAUUUCAGCCACGGCUCCCACUCGCCCCACCUGCCCGCUGACAUCAACCAGAAACAAGGAGUGCACCGUCCUUCCCAGACGUCAGACAUCCCUGGUUUCUACCCCCUGCCCCCCGGAGGAGUGGGACAGAUCACGCCCUCGAUGGGAUGGCAGAGCCAGUCUGUCUAUCCGCUCCCGUCAUGUGGAUUUAGACAGCCGUACUCGUCCGCGCUUUCUGCUGGGGCUUCUUUCUCCAGGUUCACCCACCCGCUGAUGCUGGGCUCUGGCAUGCACACCACCGGCAUCCCGCACCCCGCCAUCGUGCCCCACUCCGGCAAGCAGGACAUGGAGCACUAUGACCGAAACAUGAAACCUCAACCAGAACCAAAGAGAGAGAAGGAAGCCAAGAAGCCCACUAUCAAGAAGCCCCUGAACGCUUUCAUGUUGUAUAUGAAAGAAAUGCGGGCGAAAGUCAUCGCCGAGUGCACCCUGAAGGAGAGCGCUGCCAUCAACCAGAUCUUGGGAAGGAGGUGGCACGCGCUGUCCCGGGAGGAACAGGCCAAGUACUAUGAACUGGCUCGCAAGGAACGGCAGCUCCACAUGCAGCUCUACCCUGGCUGGUCUGCCAGAGACAACUACGGGAAAAAGAAGAGACGAACACGGGAAAAGCAGCAAGAUUCCAACUCAGAUCCUGCCUCUCCUAAGAAAUGCAGAGCUCGCUUUGGCCUCAACCAACAAACGGACUGGUGCGGCCCGUGCAGGAGGAAAAAGAAGUGCAUUCGGUACCUACAAGGAGAAGGACGCUGUGCCAGCCCAGUUUCUUCCGAUGGAAGUGCUAUAGACUCGCCUCCAUCCCCUCCGGACGCACUCCGAUGCCUCCCCUCCGCCUUCCCGUCAGAGCAGCUCGCAGCCCCCGCCGACCCCGCGCACCGCGACCAGCCCGACCCCCGCCCGGUGCCCGCGCAGCUCCCGCCCGCCUCCGGCCCCUCCAGACCCGGCUCCGGCCCCUCCAGACCCGGCUCCGGCCCCUCCAGACCCGGCUCCGGCCCCUCCAGACCCGGCUCCCGGCGCCCCGCGGCCGCGUCCCCCGCGCACAGCCGCGCCCCCGCGGGGACAUAG
Messenger RNA from Lepidothrix coronata (blue-crowned manakin), 1212 nucleotides. It is a transcript of the gene TCF7, whose product is annotated as transcription factor 7 (T-cell specific, HMG-box). The transcript is spliced from 10 exons. NCBI's taxonomy places the organism in Eukaryota, Metazoa, Chordata, Aves, Passeriformes, Pipridae. The record is from RefSeq and is a predicted model, not a curated record. Gene Ontology annotation, biological process: regulation of transcription by RNA polymerase II; canonical Wnt signaling pathway. Bases 1 to 1212 code for a protein of 403 amino acids. Gene Ontology annotation, molecular function: DNA-binding transcription factor activity, RNA polymerase II-specific; RNA polymerase II cis-regulatory region sequence-specific DNA binding. Gene Ontology annotation, cellular component: beta-catenin-TCF complex.